Molecule: messenger RNA, 1411 nt
Organism: Didymodactylos carnosus
Lineage: Eukaryota; Metazoa; Rotifera; Eurotatoria; Philodinida; Philodinidae
Source: the annotation of a GenBank genome assembly
AUGAAUUUAAGAGAACCACUUUUACGUGGUAUUUAUGGUUAUGGUUUUGAACGACCGUCUGCUAUUCAGCAACGUGCCAUUAAACCGUUCAUAUCAGGCCGAGAUGUUAUUGCACAAGCACAAUCCGGUACUGGAAAAACAGCAGCAGUUGUCAUCUCUAUUCUUCAACAAAUAGAUCUUGAUUUGAAAGAAUGUCAAGCGCUUAUUUUGACACCAGCAAGAGAGUUAUCUCAACAAACGCAAAAAGUUAUAUUGGAGCUAGGUGAUCAUAUGAAUGUCACGUGUCACGCUUGUGUUGGUGGUACAAAAGUUCGUGAUGACUUGAAACGUCUUGAACAAGGCGUUCAAAUUGUUGUUGGAUCACCUGGACGUGUCCUCGAUAUGAUAAAACGUCAAGCACUUCGUAGUAAACACAUCAAAAUGUUCGUAUUAGACGAAGCUGAUGAAAUAUUGUCGCGAGGUUUUAAAGAGCAAAUUUAUGAUAUUUUUUCAACGAUAUCUGAGAAUGUUCAGGUCGCUCUCCUAUCUGCCACGAUGUCUAGUGAUAUAUUAGAUGUAACAACAAAAUUUAUGAAUGAUCCAGUCAAAAUUCUUGUGAAAAAAGAAGAACUCACACUCGAAGGUAUUCAACAAUUUUAUGUAAAUGUUGAACGUGAAGACUGUAAAUUCGAUGCAUUGUGUGAUCUUUUUGAAAGAUUAACAAUUGUACAAGCAGUCAUCUAUUGUAAUACUCGACGAAAAGUUGAUUGGUUAACAGAACAAAUGCGUCGUCGCGAUUUCACUGUGUCGGAAAUACAGGGUGAUAUGGGACUAAACAAACAAAAUGUUCUCAGUGUGAGAGAAUUUCAAAGUGGUUCUAGUCGUGUUUUAAUAGCAACAGAUUUACUAGCAUGUGGUAUUGAUGUACCCCAAGUUUCAUUGGUUGUCAAUUAUGAUUUACCAAAUGAGCGUGGAAAAUACGUCCGUCGGUACGUAAAGAAGCAGUGAGAACAUUAUAUUCGUUUUACGUAGCGGAGUUAAAUUGCACUUUCACAAAUCGUAUGAAUGAGGAAAUUUGGAUAUGGUUCGUUUCCACUUAGGCUACGAUUAUCUAUACGAAGAAUAUGAGGCCUGCAUUACACUCUAAAAAUAAAGCGUCGAUGCAAUGAUACGCUAUCGCUUCAAGAGUUUAGUAAAAAACCCUGUUAGGGUUUAGUACACUUACUAAACCUGAAAGCGGUAGCGUGCCAUUGCAUUUUACUAAACCCGUAAAAAAAGGUUUAGUAAACAGUUUUUGACGUCUUAUUAAAUCUUUUCUACUUUUGCCUAAAGCUUUCUGCUUUAUAAAAUAAAAAAACAUGUUGCCUGCGCUCGGAUCGAGCUGAAGAAUGGUGCAGCUCACUCACCGCCUCAGCCAAAGGUUAACUGUCGC